Messenger RNA from Aphanomyces astaci, 1171 nucleotides. RefSeq lists its product as hypothetical. Bases 49 to 657 code for a protein of 202 amino acids. The transcript has 5 exons. The record is from RefSeq and is a predicted model, not a curated record. NCBI's taxonomy places the organism in Eukaryota, Oomycota, Saprolegniomycetes, Saprolegniales, Verrucalvaceae.
GAACCAACCAGCAUCACUUUGAAAACCUGCCGACGUCACGACCUCGUCAUGGUAUUCACGCACGCCGUGGACUACCUUGAGGAUUUCUUCCUCAGCAUUGGCCCUGGCGACGAACCCAAGUUCCCGCACGUCCCGGCGACCCUUCGAAGCGUGUGGUACUUGACGCCGCGCCAACAUGCUAUGGAAACCGUUUGUUACGUGAUGAUAUUUGCUCCGAUGUGCUACGUCGCGCUCAAGCAAGCGUUGAACCAUUCCAAGUGGAAGAAUCAGCGGCCGAUUCGCGCUCCCACCGCGUUGGAUGGAGUCCUCGGUGCUAUCACCAUGUCGUCGUUCUUGGGGGUGUGCUACUACAAAGCCCAUUCCGUCAAUGGAUGGCGGCUUCUGUACAUGUUCCAGCCGUGCCACGUGAUGACAUUCACACUGGCGAUCCUAUGCAUUGCACGGGGCCGCACCGCCAACUUUAUCUUUCAGGUGUACGUGGCCAUGACGUGGUCGUCGGAUUGCGCGCUGGCGUUCCCAGACACGAGCGACUACAUUUACAUUGUACAUGACUCUUCAUAUAGUGUCCUCUUGGCUAGAGUGUCGAACGCUAAUACAUACAUAUAUUGGUGGUCCCCUAGGGCGACAUUUAUAACUUUUACAUUGAGCACUACUUGAUGCUUGUGAUUCCCGUCCUGCUCUGCGUAUCUGGUCGAUACGAAUACAUUGGCAGCCCUAGCUGGAUCCUCUUUGGUUUUACCGUGAUUGCGCUGUACCAUGCGAUUGUAUUGCAACUUGCGUGUUUGGUUACGGAAGUGAACAUCGCCACACUCAUGGUAUAGUCCGUGGAUAUCUCUGAUUUCCCGGAAGGAGGCUAGUAUGAUGACGACGCGCCGAUGAUGAUGCUAUGUAGUCGCCACCAAACGUCCUGCGCAGCCUAGGGGAAUGGUAUCGACCAGCGCAAUACGGCAUGUGCUUUGUCCUGCACUGGGUGCACAACUUGUCCAUCACGGGCUUCGUGGCGAUCGCGUCGUCGUCCAAGGUGCUCAAGCCGCUGCUCUCGCCCAAGCAGCAUUGAUACACCCAUAGAUCGAAAGCAACAACAUACUUGAAGUAUGUAAAUAUGCGACUGCAAUAUUAUUCUAAAUAAAUAUAGUACGGGUAGUUAUUAAUAUUGCGCCAAAAGGCCCCG